Molecule: messenger RNA, 723 nt
Organism: Bursaphelenchus xylophilus (pine wood nematode)
Lineage: Eukaryota; Metazoa; Nematoda; Chromadorea; Rhabditida; Aphelenchoididae
Source: the annotation of a GenBank genome assembly
AUGUCUGGGUUAAAGCAACGCCGGAAUUUGGACGAAAAUGCCGUUUUAAAUCAGGAAACUGUGAGUUUUAAUAAAGAUUACUGGCAACGAGUUGGGCCGAAAGUGGGUCCCCAUGGUAGUGUAAAAUAUAAAAGGAUACGAAGGGUUUGUGAGCCCGGCUUUUCAGAUUGAACAAGUUUGGAUAACUAUUUUUUUGCAGUGAAAAAAAUCUGUGCAAUUUCCACACUCCAUCCAAUUUAUUUCAGUCCAACUUCCACGAAGCCGAAAAAAUUUUAUUUUUGGGAUCCUUUGGCGAUGCAACCUUUUAUUGCAACAUCCCCCGUGGGUUUUUCGAACUCCAUAAUUAAAAAAAAAAUUUUUGGGCCAUUAUUUCCCAAGUUAUUAGCAACACAAACAUCCCAGGUCCUGGUGGUCCAUCCUGUAUGAUAAAAAAAGGGCGAGCUUUGGUAUAUUUCCGACUUGAAAUUCGAUCACACUCAACACCAAUUUUUAAACUUAAAAACUGUUUUUUAGGCCACAAAAGCACUGGCCACAAUGUUAUCGAAAGUAAACUCGACCGAAAAAACGGACGACCAAGUACAAGACGUUCCCGCUGAAGAACCCAAAGCCGUUGAGGCAGAAAAAUCCGAGAACAGUGUCCACCCCGCUCCCAUUGGCUUCUUCGCCGCCCUAACAGAAAUGUUCACCACCGACUUUGCGGGUAUUGCCAAGAAAGGGGAAUGA